Molecule: messenger RNA, 314 nt
Organism: Amoebophrya sp. A120
Lineage: Eukaryota; Dinophyceae; Syndiniales; Amoebophryaceae
Source: the annotation of a GenBank genome assembly
AUGCCAAAGGCCAAGCCCGACACAGAAUUUCUGCAGGAUGUCUUCUUUCCGAUCCGAGCGGCUGUCGAGCCCGAGCUUUGGUGCCACGCUCUAGAAGAGAAGGCGUUCUGGACGCCCGCAGACUGGGGCGCCCAUCAUGACGAAGCGCACGAAGUGCUGACGUCAUCUGGUGGCGCUUUGGUUGGAGGGAAGGCUGACGAUGCAGAAUCAGACCGCUACGUCGAAGAGCAACAUCAAGAUCAAACACUCAGGCAGCUCCUGAAUGACAUUGCAAUAGUACACGAGAUGGCGCGCCGAGGCGCUGCUCGAGGGGC